UGUGCUCGUCAUGUCCGCCUGGGUUUAACUUGCGCGUUUCUCCGUAGAGUCGCGCAGCGCACAGUGGCAUCGGUGCAGAAGUUGUUUGGGAAUAAUAAGAAUAAGAGUGCGGAGCGCAGAGGAGGAAAGAAAGAGGCGACGGCGGCGUUCAGAGGGUGUUUAGUGGCUGAAUUUACUACCAGCAUCAUCAGCAUCUCCGUGUGAGGAUCCAAACUGCGGGAGACUGCUGCUGCUCACUCCUCUUCAUCUUCACACUAACAGUUUUUUUGGUGUGUGCAGAAGCCAGACAGUGAAUUCCAGCUCCUGAAACCACAGCUGCGUAAACUUGGCCAGAUCUGGUGACAUUGUAGCCUCCGUGUGUGUGUGUGUGUGUGUGUGUGUGCGUGCGUGUGUGUGUGUAUGCGUGUGUGUGCGUGUGUGUGCGCGCGCUGAGCAGCCUGGAUGGAUAUGCGGCUCACCGAGGGAAUUUGAAAAGCAAAGGGGGGAUUACUAUCAGUCCCUCUCCUAUUAUAACCUCAAAAUGGAUGCCGACGACAGGCUGUGGAGACGCCACUGGAUUAGCCACUCUUGCCCUGAUCUGCUUGACAUCUAAGCGGCACGAGCGUUCAAAGUUUGGAUAAUCUAAAAGGCUAAAGGUGUAGGAUGCAGUCUGGAGUGAAGACCCUCUCCGCAGGUGGAGGUGCGUCACUCUGCUGCCUGCUGCUCCUCUGGCUCAUCUACUCCCAUCUGCUCAGAGAGGGCCAGUUGGCGGUGGGGACGUGCGAGAUAGUGAUGCUCAACAGAGACAGCAGCGUUCCCAGGCGGACCAUCGCCAGGCAGACGGCCCGCUGCGCCUGCCGGAGAGGCCAGAUCGCCGGGACCACGAGGGCGAGGCCGGCCUGCGUAGACGCGCGAAUCGUGCGGAGCCGUCAGUGGUGCGAGAUGGUUCCCUGCCUGGAGGGCGAGGUCUGCAGCCUCCUGUUCAACCGAUCCGGCUGGACCUGCACCAGGGGCAGCGGUCGCAUCAAGACCGUCACGCCUUUGCCCAAGGAGCCGUCGUAGGAAUGCAGAGGGAAAACAGCAGGCUCUUUGACGGGAUUCAAAGAAGGAACCGAUGCCAGUCACUACAAC
Molecule: messenger RNA, 1110 nt
Organism: Seriola dumerili (greater amberjack)
Lineage: Eukaryota; Metazoa; Chordata; Actinopteri; Carangiformes; Carangidae
Gene: tafa5l
Product: protein FAM19A5-like
Exons: 5
Coding region: 643-1041 (132 amino acids)
Source: RefSeq, a predicted model, not a curated record